Messenger RNA from Talaromyces atroroseus, 1677 nucleotides. RefSeq lists its product as hypothetical. Gene Ontology annotation, cellular component: membrane. Gene Ontology annotation, biological process: carbohydrate transport; transmembrane transport. The transcript has 5 exons. Gene Ontology annotation, molecular function: carbohydrate:proton symporter activity. The coding region runs from base 1 to 1677 and encodes 558 amino acids. The record is from RefSeq and is a predicted model, not a curated record. Lineage: Eukaryota; Fungi; Ascomycota; Eurotiomycetes; Eurotiales; Trichocomaceae.
AUGCCGCUUGCCAUAACUUCAAAGUCCGAUGAUGUGGCUCUCAGCCGGCGUAUGGCGCUUGCAGGCUCUUCUGGGCCGCUGGCUGCUUUUCAAAACUUGCGCGUCGUCGGUAUUGCCCUAUUCGCUUGCCUCGGCGGAUUGUUGUACGGCUACAAUCAAGGUGUUUUCAGCGGCGUAUUAACCAUGACCUCAUUCGACAACCACAUGGGUGUCUACACAUCCAACACAACCAAAAAGGGUUGGCUGACUUCUAUUCUGGAGCUGGGCGCUUGGUUCGGAACUCUCUACUCGGGAUUUUUAGCCGAGGUGCUCAGUCGGAAGUACGCCAUUUUGAUUAACACGGCCAUCUUUGUGUUGGGUGUCAUUAUCCAGUGUACGGCCGUCACUUCAUCCGGUGCAAGUUCCAUUCUUGCGGGUCGUUUUAUUACUGGUAUGGGGGUUGGGUCGUUGUCGAUGAUUGUGCCGAUGUACAACGCCGAAUGCGCACCUCCUGAAAUACGUGGUCUACUUGUCAGUUUGCAACAAUUCUCCAUCGAGUUUGGCAUAGUCAUUUCCUUCUGGAUUGAUUAUGGAACCAACUUCAUCGGUGGUACUGGGCAGGGCCAAAGCGAUGCGGCCUGGCUGGUGCCACUGUGUCUGCAACUUUUUCCCGCCGUCAUUCUCUUUGUUGGCAUGAUAUUCAUGCCCUUCUCACCCCGGUGGCUUGUUCACCAUGGUCGUGAAGACGAGGCCCGCCGCGUUAUUGCAAUGCUGCGCGGUGGCGGCGCCUCAAUUAACGAUGAGGCGGUCGAGCUCGAAUUUCUCGAAAUCAAAGCCCAGUCCAUGUUUGAAAAGCGGUCGACAGCGGAAAGCUUUCCACAUUUGGCAGAGCAAACUCCCUGGAAUACCUUCAAGUUGCAGUUUGUUGCUAUCAGUUCCCUCUUCAGGACUAAGCCCAUGUUCCGUCGGGUCAUCGUCGCCACGGUGACUAUGUUCUUUCAGCAGUGGACUGGAAUAAAUGCAGUUUUGUAUUAUGCCCCGAGUAUUUUUGCUGCGUUGGGCUUGUCUAGUAAUACCACCUCCUUGUUAGCUACUGGUGUCGUUGGUAUUGUUAUGUUCAUAACCACCAUUCCGAUGAUGGUUUACGUCGACAGAAUCGGACGCAAGCCGGUUCUGAUUGCAGGGGCCAUUGCCAUGGGUAUCAACCAUCUGAUAAUAGCCAUUAUCUUUGCGAGAGAGCAAAACCAAUGGCCCACACACAAGGCAGCCGGCUGGGCUGCCAUUGUUAUGGUGUGGCUAUUCGCUGGAAACUUUGGCUGGUCUUGGGGCCCAUGCGCGUGGAUUAUAGUCGCUGAAGUAUGGCCUCUAAGCGCGCGACCAUACGGCAUUGCUUUAGGUGCGAGCUCAAACUGGAUGAAUAACUUCAUCGUCGGACAGGUAACCCCCGAUAUGAUCUCGGACAUGACGUAUGGCACCUUUAUCUUUUUCGGAUUGAUGACUUUGCUGGGGGCCGGUUUUGUGUGGCUCUAUGUGCCUGAAACGAAGCAGUUGACUCUUGAAGAAAUGGAUGUUAUCUUUGGUAGCCAAGGGGUCGCUGUUGCGGAUAAGGAGAGGAUGGAACAGAUCUACCGCGAACUGGGACUGAUGAAUGAUGUGCACGGCAUAGAAGUGAAGGAGAGUGAGAUCAAGGCAGAGUAG